AAUUCCUUUAGAGUAAAAAUAGAGCAGAAGAAAAUUAUGUCCGGUGAUAUUCAUAGUGGUGUCGAAGAGGUAUUCGUUAAUCCAGAAAAAAGAGAAACUCAUGAAUUUGUGGACAAAAUAAAUGAUGUAGAAAAAAGUGCGUCUACAAAUGUAACGUCCCUUUGCUGCGAAGUUUGCGACAUCAAAGUAACCAGUGCUAAAAUUUUACAAAAGCAUCUCGAGGGUCGCAGGCACCGAUCUAGAGUGGAGAGGGUGGGAAAAACUUUUUAUUGUGACAUUUGCGAGAUCCGGGCCAACAGUGACGUGCAACUGAAAAUCCACCUCACAAGUUCGAAGCAUAGAUCAAGGGUUGCCCGGAAAGAAAACAAGGAAUUUACUGAUCUGUCUUCGAGUCCAGUCGGUAUAUACGUCAUGUUGUUUUGCGCGUUUUGUUUUUUCAUAAAUUUCGUAAUUUUAGUGAAAAUAAAUUAUUAAAAAAUAGUUUUAAAUUAAACGCAUGUUGUAGUCUUUUAUUAUUCCGUAUGUUUGAUAUUGUUAUUUUGUAUUAGUCCAGCGAUGCGACAGUUCAAUAAAUUUUGUGUCUACAUCUACAUGUACUCUAAUGUUUUUGUUGUAUAAAA
Molecule: messenger RNA, 620 nt
Organism: Cylas formicarius (sweet potato weevil)
Lineage: Eukaryota; Metazoa; Arthropoda; Insecta; Coleoptera; Brentidae
Exons: 3
Coding region: 37-474 (145 amino acids)
Molecular function (GO): zinc ion binding; nucleic acid binding
Source: RefSeq, a predicted model, not a curated record